ACAGUUUUACGACAGCAGUAGUAGAUUUACGGCACCCUCCUCUUGCGUCACGGAUAUUGCUCAGCAGAAGAGACGCUACACGAAACUUGUGGCUGCAGAUGUGUGGCCCGGGAUUAUCCGACCAAACACGGACUGAUGGAAAACACAAACCGUCAUGAAAGAUUUUGACACUGUUGAUGGGGAGCAAGAUGAAAAUUGUGAAGAAAAUGAAGAGGAGGUGCCGAUUCGGCGUAGUUUCUCGGUAGAAGACCUACUCGAUGAGGUGGAGAAGAUCUGUUACGAUGCCUCAGGGGCAUCAAAGGUGGAGAUGGUGGUGAGGCUAUGGAAGGAUGGCUUCACUGUAAAUGACCAGGAGUUUCGCAGCUACACCAUACCAGAGAAUCAGGAUUUCUUGGAUGCUAUCAAAAGGGGGGAGCUCCCUGCAGAGUGGGAGAGCAGAGCAGAGGAGGAGGAGCUGGAGAUCAGCGUGGAGGAUCUAACAGAGGAGAAUUAUGUUCCCAGGAAGAAGGCCUUUCAUCCCUUCAGCGGCAGAGGAUACCGACUUGGCAGUGUUGCACCCAGAGUUGUGGCCAGGUCACCAUCUGUGCACGAGGAUGGAGAAUCUCCUCCUAUUCCCAUGGUAACACUAGACCACGCCCUUCCUGUCACCUCCCUGCAGAUCUGGUUGGCCGACGGCAGGAGACUGGUGCAGAGGUUUAACCUAUCCCAUCGGAUCAAUGACGUCCAAGACUUCGUUGCACGCUCCCAGAGAAGCUGCCCACCUUUCGUUCUGACGACAUCGCUUCCCUUCCGAGAGCUUAACGACAAAGAAUUAAGUCUUGAGGAGGCAGAUUUGGCCAACGCCGUCAUUGUCCAAAGACCUCUGAACACACAGGCCCCAUUUGGACACUCCUGACUAAAAAGGCCCUGUAACUCAUGCAUCCACACCACUUAAACCCUCAAUGUCGCCUCACAAUGACCCCGAUUGCAGUCGAAAGCCUUUUAAAUCGUAAUAAUCCUUUGUUUCUUCUCCAGUUCGUACUGCAUUUGAUGGUUUUUAUUUCCAUUUUAAGUUUUAAUCUCUGUGUGGUAUUCUCUACGGUCUGAUUGAGUCGGUGUGACAUCUCUACAAUAGCAGCUGCUGCCACUAAGGCGCUGUUGUCAGUGCUUCCCUUGUCUCCUUUUCUGAAGAACAGUAUUUACCUGCCAACACAUCUCCCUAAAACCCCAAACUCCAGACAAGACUUGUCAAGGAAAACCAAUUCUCUUGUUCCUGCAGAUGGUAAAAUAUGUGUCCAUCUGUUAUCUACUGCAUGUUAUCCAUCCCUCAUACACACACACCAGCACCAACUAAAUAUAUAGUCUUCCCAAAAAACUAUUACCAGUGUUCUGCACUAUUUACAGUACCAUAAUAAGGGUUUUCAUCACCAUGUUUACAGUUAUUUAAGUGAAAAUUUGUUUUUUGGCAUGUUUUUAUUAUUUAAAAAAGGAAAGUCUGCUGCUUGUUAUUUAUGUUGGCCAUACCUGUAAAGGUCUGUUCAUUGUUUGCCUUUCUUUGCACAUUUUGUGAGCAUUUGCCUUAAUUCAGAAUGUAUUAUUUAAUUUGAAUGCAUCUUUUCAAGACAUAUCACAGAUCAAAGAACAAUAAAAAAAUCCUCCUGUAAA
Notolabrus celidotus (New Zealand spotty) is the source of this 1644-nucleotide messenger RNA. It is a transcript of the gene ubxn2a, whose product is annotated as UBX domain protein 2A. Bases 155 to 895 code for a protein of 246 amino acids. Gene Ontology annotation, cellular component: cytosol; nucleus. Gene Ontology annotation, biological process: Golgi organization; nuclear membrane reassembly; proteasome-mediated ubiquitin-dependent protein catabolic process. The record is from RefSeq and is a predicted model, not a curated record. Lineage: Eukaryota; Metazoa; Chordata; Actinopteri; Labriformes; Labridae. Gene Ontology annotation, molecular function: ubiquitin binding. The transcript has 7 exons.